AUGGCUGCCCCCUCGGACUACCAUGCCGACCAGAGCACCACCUACGUUCGAUCCUUUCCUUACCGCGACGAACGGCCAUCCCGGCUGCCACGAGUCCUUAUCUCCCCUCCUCAACUCGACUAUAGUCACAGCAGGCCAACUUAUCAUGUCUUGAGCACGCCAUUCGAGCUGAGGUCUGGUGAAUAUGGGGAUCCCGUGUUUUUACGAUCCUUGACUGCCUGCUACGACCUCAACAUGCGCCACUCGGGGCUUACGUGGCAAUAUGAAAUGCGCAGAACGGCUCAGCCCAUCCUCCCCUUUCUCUAUCUGGGUCCAAGUAGUGCUGCAAAAGAUCCAGAAUUCAUAAACCGCACUGGUAUCACUCUACUUGUCGCAGUCCGCCAUACCAGCUCAGUCAAAACCAGACCCAACCUGCCAGAUCCUGCCCUGUUCACUUCAAGCGCGGGGAUAUCUACGCUGACUCUCGACUUUGGGUCUCCCUUCGACUUCAUUCCCAGACUCCGCCCAGUCAUAAAGGCCAUCAAUGACCACCUGGCUGCAACAUGUAGCCAGACACCCUCACAAGGUAUGCUCGACAUCAGAGGCAGGGUUUUGGUCUAUUGCGAGUCUGGAAAUGAGAGAUCGAUGGUGCUGAUAGCAGCGUAUCUGAUGGUGAUGUUCGGCAUCGAUCCUGUAUCGGCCAUUCAUGUCAUUCAGUCACAACGUUACUCCGUCAUUACAUCCGCCGAAAUGAACAACGUGCUUUUUGAUCUACAGGAGAUCAUCAAAGCUGAACGGCAAGUUGCGGCAGCUUCACCCUCAGGGUUGCCUCCAAGACCUGUCAAGCGGAACAUCGACUAUAUGUAUGACUCGGAUGAUGACGCAGGACUGGAGUAUCAACGCUGUGAUAGCGCUCAAGUCAGGGAAGGAGUUGCUCCAUUUGCAGAUGUCGACGACUGGGUUGUGAAGGCCUAA
Capronia epimyces CBS 606.96 is the source of this 954-nucleotide messenger RNA. RefSeq lists its product as uncharacterized. The coding region runs from base 1 to 954 and encodes 317 amino acids. Gene Ontology annotation, biological process: negative regulation of SCF-dependent proteasomal ubiquitin-dependent catabolic process; protein dephosphorylation; negative regulation of protein binding. The transcript has a single exon. The record is from RefSeq and is a predicted model, not a curated record. Gene Ontology annotation, molecular function: F-box domain binding; phosphatase activity. Gene Ontology annotation, cellular component: cytoplasm; nucleoplasm. NCBI's taxonomy places the organism in Eukaryota, Fungi, Ascomycota, Eurotiomycetes, Chaetothyriales, Herpotrichiellaceae.